This is a messenger RNA of Pectinophora gossypiella (pink bollworm), 771 nucleotides long. RefSeq lists its product as uncharacterized. Gene Ontology annotation, molecular function: catalytic activity. The transcript has a single exon. NCBI's taxonomy places the organism in Eukaryota, Metazoa, Arthropoda, Insecta, Lepidoptera, Gelechiidae. The record is from RefSeq and is a predicted model, not a curated record. Bases 1 to 771 code for a protein of 256 amino acids.
AUGGCCCUCAGCAUACUGCAAGCCAACGUCAAUCACUCUGCCAGAGCCCAGGAUCUUCUGCUCCAGAGCGUGGCGGAGUGGUUGAUUGAUGUCGCGAUGGUCUCGGAGCCAUACUCGGUCCCUCCUCGGGAGAACUGGGUCGGAGACCGGACUGGCAUGGCGGCGCUGGUCUCACGGACUGGGGCAGGGUUGCCUCCAUUCGAGCACAUUGUGCGAGGUGGGGGCUAUGCUGCCGCGGUCCUAGGCGACGUUACACUGGUCAGUGUAUACUUCUCGCCAAACCGCAGCCUGUCCGACUUCGAGCAGUUCCUGCUCGAGGUCGGUGUGCUUGUGGGGCAGAGACGCACUGUCCGUGUGAUAGUUGCUGGCGACCUGAACGCCAAGUCAAUGGCUUGGGGCUGCCCGGCGACCGACGGUCGAGGCGAGGCAGUGGAGGAGUGGGCGUUGACUGCCGGAUUGACCGUUGUCAACCGUGGAUCGGUGAACACGUGCGUGCGGCAACAGGGUGGCUCUAUCGUGGACGUUACGUUCGCGGACGCUGCCCUGGCGCGCUGUGUUCAUAGCUGGGAAGUGCAGGAGGACGUGGAGACACUGUCGGACCACUUGUACAUCCGAUUCAGUGUGUCCACGCUUCCUGGUACCCCGACGAGCCCGAUCCGACCCCUGGAAGGCACCGGUCCCAAGUGGGCAAUAAAGCGCCUCGAUUAUGACGCGCUGGAGGAGGCGGUCAUCGUAGAGGCGUGGCUUCAUCCUGGAGUCUCUCAGAUGUGA